AUGGCUCUCUCUCUUUCAACCUUUCCCGCCAAGACCUUAACGACAAAAACUGUCAUCACUCACUUCCCACAAAACCCAAAAACCUUAAUUCUUGAACAAUGCAAGACCACUAGAGAUCUCAAUCAAGUACACGCCCAUCUCAUUAAAACGCGACUCGUCCACCACCCGUCCGUGGUUGAACCCCUCCUUGAAUCGGCCACUCUCCUCGUCUCCGAUGCCACCAUUGAAUAUGCCGAAUCCAUUUUCUGUGCACUCGAAAAUCCUGACUCGUCGGCCUACAAUGUAAUGAUCAGGGGAUAUACGAAGAAGGAAUUGCCUGAAAAGGCAAUUCUUUUGUUCAGGCAAAUGAUAGAACAAAUGGUGGAACCUGAUGAGUUUACGUUUCCUUCAAUUUUGAAAGCCUGUUCAAGGCUUAGAGCUUCGAGGGAAGGUGAACAAAUCCAUACCCAUGUUUUGAAAUUGCAAAAUGGGUUUGGUUCUAAAGAGUUUGUUGAGAAUGCUUUGGUUUUUAUGUAUGCUAGUUAUGGUCGAGUUAAUUUGGCGCGUCAAAUGUUUGAUGAAAUGUCUAAAAGAAGCGCUAUUACAUGGAACGCGAUGUUUUCGGGAUAUGUUAGAGCUGGUUAUUGGCAAGAAGUUAUUGGGUUGUUUCGGAAAAUGAUCGAAAUGGAUGUUGGUUUUAAUGAAGUGACGUUGAUUAGUGUUUUGACAGCUUGCGGGAGGGUCAGGGAUUUGGACUUGGGAGAGUGGAUUUACGAGUAUGUAGAGAGUAAUGCCUUCAAGAAAUGUGUGGUCAUGGACGGUGCUAAUUCAAGGUCUAGCUAA
This is a messenger RNA of Fraxinus pennsylvanica, 822 nucleotides long. Lineage: Eukaryota; Viridiplantae; Streptophyta; Magnoliopsida; Lamiales; Oleaceae. The record is from the annotation of a GenBank genome assembly.